GUAGUGCAGGGCUCCGGCCGCCAUCGUCCCACCGGCGCGGGGAAAGCCCGGAGAGGCGAGGGACGAGUGCGCAUCACCGCUGCGCCUGGCCAGGGUCAAGGAUGCGAAGCGCCCUGGCGCAGGGCCGCAGUCUGGCACCGAGGAGCGAGGCUCCGGCCCUGAUCCUUUCGGCGCACAGCCCGUCCUUCCUCCCCGGCCGGCCGCAACUCACCUUUUCGAGUAAGAGGUUGAGGUUUCAAGCAGUCACCCCUCCCAAGGAUCUUAAACGCCAGGACAGGAAUUUGUGGAAACAGGGACUGGGGGAAGAUGGUGUCAAAUAGUGGCGCCACCCCUUGACUCGUGGCUCCAAAAGGACGCCAAUUUUCUUAGCAAUCAAGAAGAAUCAGGGGCGCAAAUGCUUGGUCUGGUUUCUUGACGGCCUGCCCCUAAACUUAAGAAGGAAACAACUAAGAAUCUGAAAGUGGAGAAGUGUUAGCAGUGUGGCCGCAACGCAGGCGGGGAGAUGGCCUGGGUUGGCAUCCAACCGCAGCGCGGGUGUCUCCCAGACCCCAGGUGUGCCUCAAACCCCUAGAGGGCCCAGAGCGGGUACCUAGGAGCAGGGGUGGAAGUUGGGACUUCCCUAACCUCCUCUUGGCAUAGCAGAAUGGGGCAUCCCCAACCAGAGGAACGGUCCAGGAACGGAUACUAAGCCAGAACCCUGAGGUGACUUCAGGGGCUGACUCAGAGAGCCCCCACGUUCUGUCCCGGGUGGAGUCUGCAGGGAUGAUCACGAGGGACCUGCCUGGCCUGGACUCCAGUGUGGGGAUAAGUGAAUAGGACCAGAAAGGACGUGGGCUGCUGGGCUGACGGAGGAGGCUGGAGAAGCUGGGGGCCUUGUAUCCGUCCCUACUCCUUACGCUCCUGGUUUAGGACUAGGAAAGAGCAUCUCCCCACCAGCCCUCGGGGGCUCUCAGUGAUCUGACUGCCCAGGUGGCCUCUCCUGGGACUUCAGGACCCUGGGGUGAGCUGCGGGGGACUCCCUAUCCCAGCUGGAAUUCAAGGACUGCUUCUCAGGAUGCAUCCUGCCUAGUUAUAUGUGGGAUGCUCCCUCGGGUUUUCAGCAGGCUGUACCCGUUUUGACACUUCCGUGGAAAUGGUGGGGCUCUGUCGGUUUCUCCUUUACAGGUUGAUAGUCACACAUCUCAGUCUGGGUGUUGCGUCCAUCUUCCUCCAAACCCAGAAGAAGGCAGCCAUGUUUAGACCCUGGAAUUGAGAACAGACAGACCUAGGAUCAGACUCAGAUCUAAGCCUUCUCUUGGGGAGAAGGGAUCUUUUGGGGGGAUGGAUGCUGAAGUUGGUCCUACUCAGGGGAAGGAUCCAGUGGGCCUAGCUGCAGGUGGAACCUUCUGUGGCUAAGUGAAUGCACCCUUUCUUGGCCCUGGUGGCCUGGCUUGCUGGGGGGUCUUUUCUCUGUGUCCCUACUCCAUCUGAAGGGACUGUCCCUUCCUAACACUGAGGCCAGAGUAACAAUUUCAAAACCUUUCUCUGAAUUAAACAUCAGGCUGGGGCAGAAAGCCGCAGUGGUCCCUGGCUCCUUGAUCCCUGAGGCAUGGAGCAGGGGAGUGAGUCCUUCUGGUCUCCCUAUUCAUACCACCCUUGGCCAGCUACAGUCUGGACUGUGUGUGUGUGUGUGUGUUGGGGGGGGGGUCUUCAGAGUAACUUGCCUAUCCUGGUGUCCACUUUCCUGUGGUCAGAACGGCCAGCUGCUCCCUCCAUUCUAGGAUCAGAGCUUCCUGAGGGCUAUAACUAGAGACACAGGUAAAGGUCGGUAGGCUUAGAGCCAGGGAAUGAUCCAGAGAUGGGCCUGCAGAGACUCUCACGAAUAGUCUCUAUGUCCCCUCCCUCCGUCAGCCCACAAGUCGGCCCAGUGAGUCAGAUUUCUGAGUUGUCCCAUUAGGCCACUUUCAUUUCCCUUAGGUCAGGGUGGAGGCUGGUGUCGAAAGAGGAACUAAGCCACUGUCUUCUUAGGCUUGGGGGCAGGGCAGGGAGCCUUUCCACCCUCGCUGUCCAAAGCUGGCAUUACUAUUCACGGGUCACUGACAGUUGAGCUAUGCACUGCUCUCAAGUCUGUAGAGCGACACUCUGCUGGCCUGGAUGUGGCAUGUAGCAGCCACAACCCAAAAGAUACUGGGUCGGGGAUUGCAGGGGAAACUGAGGCUCCAUACUGCAAAACCCAAACAAGCCUGAUCAAUUUUAUUCCUUAACUUGCGGAACAGUGACUCCUUUCUAAGGAGCUGGUGGCCCAGUGGCCUCCCUCUUUUCUGCCUCUGACUCUGGGUUCAAGAGUUCAAGACCAAAGGCCUGGACAGGGGAAGGUGAGACCUUCCCAGGAUUGAGGACGGAAAUCAUCGGUUGAGUGAGCCUUGUCGAGAAAGCUGAGGGUUGAAAAGCGGGCUUGACCUCAGAUACCCAAAUGGACUGGAGAGACAUCCCCAUGACUCCUCCACCCAGGGCAUGGAGCAUCUUGCUGUGAAUCUGCUGAACUCCACUUUGCUUUCUCCUGCAGAGCCCUUUGCCAUGAACCAGCCAGCCCCGGGGGUUGCCCCACCACCACGCCGCGUGAGGCUGAAGCCCUGGUUGGUGGCCCAGGUGAACAGCUGCCAGUACCCAGGGCUUCAGUGGGUCAAUGGGGAAAGGAAACUCUUCUAUAUCCCCUGGCGCCAUGCCACAAGGCAUGGUCCCAGCCAGGAUGGAGACAACACCAUCUUCAAGGCCUGGGCUCAAGAGACAGGGAAGUACACCGAGGGGGUGGACGAGGCUGACCCAGCCAAGUGGAAGGCCAACCUGCGCUGCGCGCUUAACAAAAGCCGUGACUUCCGUCUGUUCUAUGACGGCCCUCGAGACAUGCCACCUCAGCCCUACAAGAUCUACGAGGUCUGCUCUAAUGGUCCUGCUCCCACAGAGUCCCAGCCCACUGAUGAUUACAUUCCUGGAGAAGAGGAGGAGGAGGAAGAGGAAGAGCUCCAGAGAAUGUUGCCAGGCCUGACCAUCACAGAUCCUGUGCUACCUGGGCCUCCCAUAGCACCCUACUCCUUACCCAAAGAAGGCGUCAAGUGGCCACCUGCUCUCCAGCCAUCUGUAGGGCUGGGUCCCCCUGCCCCAGAUCCAAAUCUCCUGGCCCCUCCCUCUGGAACCCCUGCUGGCUUCAGGCAGCUUCUCCCUGAGGACCUGGAGCCUGGACCGCUGGCUCCCAGCCAGCCUCCUUCAGAACAACUCUUGCCUGACCUGCUCAUCAGCCCCCACAUGCUGCCUUUGACUGACCUGGAGAUCAAGUUCCAGUACCGUGGUCGUCCGCCUCGUGCCCUCACCAUUAGCAACCCACAAGGCUGUAGGCUCUUCUAUAGCCAGCUAGAGGCUACCCAGGAACAAGUGGAACUCUUUGGCCCCGUGAGCCUGGAGCAAGUGCGCUUCCCUAGCCCAGAGGAGAUCCCCAGCGACAAGCAGCGUUUCUAUACAAACCAGCUGCUAGACGUCCUGGACCGUGGGCUCAUCCUCCAGCUGCAGGGCCAGGACCUGUAUGCCAUCCGUCUGUGCCAGUGUAAGGUGUUCUGGAGUGGGCCCUGCGCCUUAGCCCAUGGCUCACGCCCCAACCCCAUCCAGCGAGAAGUCAAGACAAAGCUCUUUAGCUUAGAGCAGUUUCUCAAUGAACUCAUCCUGUUCCAGAAGGGUCAGACCAACACUCCACCACCUUUUGAGAUCUUCUUCUGCUUUGGAGAAGAAUGGCCUGACCUCAAGCCCCGAGAGAAGAAGCUCAUUACUGUACAGGUGGUACCAGUUGCAGCCCGGUUGCUGCUGGAGAUGUUCUCAGGGGAGCUUUCCUGGUCAGCAGACAGCAUCCGGCUGCAGAUCUCAAACCCAGAUCUCAAAGACCACAUGGUGGAGCAGUUCAAAGAGCUCCAUCACAUCUGGCAGUCCCAGCAGCGGUUGCAGCCCAUGGUCCAGGCCCCUCCUGUGGCAGGCCUUGGUGCUGGCCAAGGGCCCUGGCCCAUGCACCCAGUUGGCAUGCAGUAACAAGGCUGCAGAUGGUGGCUGUCCUGGGCUUCCUGGAGCAACUGUGGAGAUUGGCAUGGCAAUGGAGUGGCCCCCGCAGGCCUGGCUGACUGCAGGGUUCUACCUCUGAGUCUCUUGAAAGGAGAGUAGGGCCAAAAAGGACAUACAAGAGGCCUCAGGCCACAUUCUCCCUAAAAUUCGAUCUGAGCACUGUCUUCCAGUGAUUUCUCUAAUCUGUUUGGCUCUGAAGAAAUGUGGCCAGCAGCCCCAGCGGGAGGGAGGGAACAUCACUAGCCCGAAGCUUAGAUACACAGGUCCAGUUACCCCAGGGUAGCCAACUCUUAUGGUUGCCCCACUUUCUCUAGCAAAAAGGGCCAAGGAGUGUUGGUGGGGCUUCUGCAAAGAAUGGGCCUGAUUUGGGGGUUCCCUAGUUUGUGCCUUUCUCAUCUUCCUCUGACAAGGACAUCACUGGACACUUGUGCUGACAGCUGCCCUCCUUCAGAGUCUAAGAAGCUGGGGUAGAAAGUAGAUUUUAAUAUAUUUUUGGAUUAAUAAAUGUUAAAAGCAGA
Messenger RNA from Peromyscus californicus insignis, 4598 nucleotides. It is a transcript of the gene Irf5, whose product is annotated as interferon regulatory factor 5. The record is from RefSeq and is a predicted model, not a curated record. Gene Ontology annotation, biological process: immune system process; regulation of transcription by RNA polymerase II. Gene Ontology annotation, molecular function: protein binding; RNA polymerase II cis-regulatory region sequence-specific DNA binding; DNA-binding transcription factor activity, RNA polymerase II-specific. The transcript has 10 exons. Bases 2494 to 4050 code for a protein of 518 amino acids. Gene Ontology annotation, cellular component: nucleus. NCBI's taxonomy places the organism in Eukaryota, Metazoa, Chordata, Mammalia, Rodentia, Cricetidae.